AAACAGAAAAGUAGAGUAUUUCCUUUUAUGGCCCAAAUUUGUUUGUAAUUUCAGUAGUGAAGUACUCAAUAAAGUCAUUGAACUACUUGAAACACUGUAAAAGCACUGUAAAAUGGUUACAAUACUAUUUUAAUUACCGGUGUUUGUGUGGAGUUUGUAGCUAUGUAAUGUCAGGACGAUAAUACAUCAGGAAGCAGGGCGUGCACAUACUCCCACUUCCUCUUUUUCACUCUUUAAAUCAUCCUCAUUAAUGUACAAAGUACUGCCUCUUCUUGCUCUCACUGGUUUAUUUUAACAAUGGAAAGCUUUAUUCUGAUUAUUCUGGUAAUUAUGCCCGGUGUGUGGAGUGGACAAUGGAGGGUGACCUCUGAAGAUCAGUGUGCUUUGAAAGGGGCAUCAGUGGUCAUUAAAUGUCAGUAUGACUAUCCUUCAGGGCAGUGGGUCACGUCAGUAGGCUGGUCCAAAAUCCUGCCUGCACCUGGAAGUCCAAGGACUUUCAUCCUCUCACAGCUGCAACUAAACUCAGAACACUUUGAGUAUGUGGGCAACAAAUGGAGUGACUGCAGACUGAAGAUCAAUAAUGUACAGCACGCCGAUGAAGGAGCAUACCAUUUCAGUUUCGUAACAACAAUCAACAGAUGGAGAAGCAUGAGAGCGGCUCAUUUGACCGUAAGAGAGCUGACUACAGUUGUGGAGCCGAGCACAUUGACAGAGGGGGAGGGGGUCCGUCUGUCCUGUGUGUCAGGCUGUUCUACACGGGUCAAUAUCGUCUGGUUCAGAGACGGACAGCCUGUCCCACAGCCGGGGUUCCAGGCUACCAGAGAGGAUGCUGGGAGAUACUACUGUGCCAUCUUUGGACAGGAGAUGGUCAGAUCUGCCUCUGUGGCUCUAAAUGUUCAAUAUGCUCCCAAGAAAGUCACGCUGUUGAUGACCCCAUCAGUCCUCAAAGGAAGUGCUGUGACCUUCACCUGCAGCAGUGACGCCAACCCCCCCGUGCCACAGAAUGGAUACAGCCUCCAUAAAGACGGACACCUCAUCAGUUCUGGACAGGUUCACACCAUGUCCAACAUCCAGCCCCACCACAGCGGCCUAUACUCCUGCCAGGCCUGGAACAACAUCAGCCAGAGCGGCAUCAGCCACAUCAACUCCACUCAGCUCCACCUCGACGUCCUGUACCGUCCAGAGAACAUUUCCAUUUCAAUUGACUCACCGGAAGUUGUAGAGGGCAGCAGUGUGAAUCUGAGCUGCAGCAGUGCUGCUAAUCCCGCAGCACACAACUACACCUGGUUCAGGCAGAGUGCUGCUUCCAGCCUCAGCUCCAUGCUGCAGGUGGGAUCAGGACAGGUGCUGUCCCUCCCCUCUGUGGACGUGUCACACACCGGACUCUACCUCUGCACGGCCAGGAACCAAUUGGGGGAAAACAACUCAACAGAGCUGAUGCUGACCAUGAAGAAACAAUACAAAGGCGAACUGGCCGUCCCAAUCUUAGCUGGAAUCGGAGUGUGUGCUUUUGUGGCGCUACUGUUGGCUCUGCUUCUGUUCUGGCUGAAGCACAGGAACCAUGCAGAGAAAAAAACUUUGUUUGACUUCAAACUCAGUGGGGAAGGCUCAAGCUCGUCAGAUCCAUCUGACAGUGUUUACGCCAACAUCGAGCCAUAUCCUCCACCUGUUACUCAGGACAUCACUCUCUCUCAGAGGAUGUCACACCAUGAGCAUGAGGCACCCAUGUCGUAUGAAGAUGACGUGACCUAUGCCACAGUGACCAUCAAUCCCAGAAACUCCACCCUGCCAAAUCGCAUGAACAGCAGGUCCAUAGCUGGAGAUAAUGAUGAGUCUGUGAUCUACGCUGCACUGGCCAAACCCGCUGAGUCUGUUUGAACCCGUUCACUCCUUUAGGAAAGUUUCAUUCUUAUCAAGAAAUGCUGCCAUGUGGCGUCUUAAAAGUCCAAGUCUCUCCGGAGAGUCAAAAAGAGAUAUUAUAGUAUAUUUUAAUUUAUUAUUAAUAAAUAUAUAUUUAUUUAUAUUUUUGCAAGGCUUUUUUGUUUGUAGUUUGUACAUAAAUACUUACUAAAUACAUAUAUUUAAUGUUUUUGACGCUUGGGGAAAGGUGUGUGUUGUUUAAGAUACUUAUACUGCAGUCUGUACAGUUGGUAAUAAAGAUUCAUAAUUACA
This is a messenger RNA of Eleginops maclovinus (Patagonian blennie), 2172 nucleotides long. RefSeq names its product B-cell receptor CD22-like. NCBI's taxonomy places the organism in Eukaryota, Metazoa, Chordata, Actinopteri, Perciformes, Eleginopidae. Bases 298 to 1878 code for a protein of 526 amino acids. The record is from RefSeq and is a predicted model, not a curated record. The transcript has 11 exons.